Molecule: messenger RNA, 384 nt
Organism: Gamsiella multidivaricata
Lineage: Eukaryota; Fungi; Mortierellomycota; Mortierellomycetes; Mortierellales; Mortierellaceae
Exons: 1
Source: RefSeq, a predicted model, not a curated record
CUCCGUGCCAUCUUGUACGAGAAAGACAAAGCAGCCGCACUGAACCGAAUUGCAAACUUCCGAGACAAAUGGUCGAACUACGAAGAGCUCCUCGUAUUUAUGGACAAGAACUACUUUGGCAAAAACAUGGCUGAAGCCGAAGACAAGCAGAAACAUUGGAUGAUCUGCUACCGUCAAGACGUGUCCUAUUCAAGCAUUGAUACGAACAACUACAUUGAGUCCUGGCACAAUACUCUGAAGCGCCAUUUCUUUCGAGACAAGCAACAGCGGAGAGUGGACACCGUCAUUUACGUUCUUGCAGUCAUGGCUGUCCCACACUUCCAGCAAAAGUGCAUGCGGUCGGCUGUCAACGUUGGCCGAAUGAAUCCUGCGCAGAAAAAGGAA